AAGGAUUCUGCAUUACAUUUUCUGCAUCUGAGAACCUAAUUAUUCCGUUUAACGUUCAUAGACAUCAACAUGAAGUAUGGCAGCUCUGUCAUUUGCAUCAGCGUUUUGCUACCUCUAAUCAGCGGCGAGAUGAAAGUGGUAGACCUUACCUGGGCCCACAAGAAAGGCAUACCCGAGUGGCCAGACAAGGGAAUUCCAAAAUUCAAGUUAACCAUUGGAAAUCGUGGCUUCCUCGCCAAGCUCUGGCAAGAAUUCAACUGGUUUGUUACCCCCGAACACGCAGGAACGCAUUUCGAUUCCCCCGCCCACUUCGCCAAAGGUAAAUGGAGGGCGCAUGAGAUUCCGCCCGAGCGUCUGAUUGGUCCAGCGGUGGUUAUCGACGUGACGUCACAAGCAGAAAGGGAUCACGAUUACAGAGUAACAAAGUCUGACUUCGACAGGUACGAACGAGAGCACGGUCGAAUCCCACACGGUGCCAUUGUACUCAUGAAUUCAGGUUGGGGCGCCCGUUUUCAAGACAAGAAACUUGUUUUCAACAGCGAGAAGGUCGACGACCCCUCUACUUUCCAUUUCCCAGGUUACCACGAGGACGCCAUUUCCUGGCUGUUGACCAAUAGAAAAGUCAGUAUGGUUGGGGUCGACACUCCCUCCUUGGACUACGGGCAGUCGACGACCUUCAGAGUUCACGUGCUGACUGGAGAGAACGGAAUUAUCGGACUGGAAAAUGUGGCUAACAUUGACCAGAUUCCAGUCUUCGGGGCCACAAUAUUUGUAGGAGCAAUGAAGGUGUUCGACGGAAGUGGCGGACCUGCCCGAAUUAUAGCGACCUUUGACCCGCUUGUUUCCCACGAGUACAGGGCAACGUGGAUUGUUGUCAUAGUUACCAGUGUAUUGUUCGGUAUAUAUGGUAUCUAUGGUAUAUAUAGCACGUGUUUCGGGAUACAGAGAGUAGGUGCGAGACAUACUGAAUAAAUUGUUAGGAGACGAGGGAUCAUGUUUAAUUAUUCGUUUAAGGGAGUUACACUGAAUCUGGGAUAAGUUGUAGUGUGACCAAAAGUUUCCAGUUGAGACGUGUGAAUAUGGUACACGGGUUGAGGUAAUUAACAUAACGGUAUUUUUUUAUCGUGACAAUGCCAGUUUAUAUUUAGUUUCUAUAUUUCUGUUGAGUAUACUCAACA
Haliotis rubra (blacklip abalone) is the source of this 1178-nucleotide messenger RNA. Its product is annotated as isatin hydrolase-like. Gene Ontology annotation, molecular function: arylformamidase activity. The transcript is spliced from 2 exons. Lineage: Eukaryota; Metazoa; Mollusca; Gastropoda; Lepetellida; Haliotidae. Bases 70 to 972 code for a protein of 300 amino acids. The record is from RefSeq and is a predicted model, not a curated record.